Molecule: messenger RNA, 4222 nt
Organism: Vollenhovia emeryi
Lineage: Eukaryota; Metazoa; Arthropoda; Insecta; Hymenoptera; Formicidae
Product: A disintegrin and metalloproteinase with thrombospondin motifs 7-like
Exons: 17
Coding region: 381-3977 (1198 amino acids)
Biological process (GO): extracellular matrix organization; proteolysis
Cellular component (GO): extracellular matrix
Molecular function (GO): metalloendopeptidase activity
Source: RefSeq, a predicted model, not a curated record
GUACCCUCCUCCACCUUCCUCGAACCUUUCUUGCCUCUUUGCCUCAAGUUUCUUGCCUCCCGCCUUCCUUUCUCCUCCCUACCUGCGGUGCGAUAAGCGUCUUUACUUCCGGGCGAAAAGUGAAUUCCUAUGUGACGAGUUCUCUCUCGGAGGGCGAGAGCGGUUUACCAGUUUGACACACCGUGGGAUGUCGUCGUGAAGUGUGUGCGCGUGCAGAUCUGCUAACGCUACGCGCGUGCGAGGACAGGUGCUCCGGAAAUGCGCGCCACGUGCUGUCGUGACGUCCUCACCGCCAGCGGCAUGGAAUAAAGGGGAGCAUCGGCAGACAUCAAGGAGAUCGCGUUUCGUUAGCAAGAAACACGUUCGAUUCAGUGCCAAUCAUGCGGUGUCUAUUCAUGCUCCAGAUUCUAAUCGCCGUGGUGCAGCCCAACCUCGAAGCCGGGCAACGGCUGUCUAACGUUAGAGGGGUGUACACCCUACCGGAACACUUACACGAUCAUGAGAUCGUAAUACCGCGAAAGGUAAAUCACCAGGGUGAUCUCGUCUCGGAAAAUGUCACGCAUCAUCAUCACGAAGACGGGCCGGUCGUUCAUUACCGAGUGGCAGUGGCCGGUAACGAGUACCACCUCGAGCUGACGGCGGUCGACAACUUCAUCGGCCGCGCGAUGGUCGUGGAAAGACGGAAGCGGGACCUGCACGUCCGCAGCCCGGCGAAAAGUCAUGGCAACAAAUGUCAUUAUCGAGGAUUCAUUAAGGGCCAUCGGAAUUCCCGUGUCGCCCUGUCCGCCUGCGACGGUCUGGCAGGUAUGCUGCGCGGCGAUCACGGCGAGUUCUGGCUGGAACCAGUCGCCGUAUCCCUGGAAGAGAAACGCGGCACGUCGCCGGCCGACGGAGCGACGAGUGGCGGCUUAGGCGCCGGUGCCCGCAGCACGUCGGUCCACGAGGGCCCGACGGCCGGCCGGCCUCAUCUCGUCUACCGGCGCUCGGCCGAGCAGCAGCAACGGCAGCUCGAGAUCGGCGCCGGCGGCCGUAGCAAGCGACGGCGCAAAAAGAAGAGGAAGCAGGAGAGAAACUGCGGCACCCGCGAACCGCGUCGAUUGACAGAGACGCGGCUCGAAUGGCAAACUCAACCAGGCCUCGUCCAAGUUCAAGGCCGUGGGCGAAGGAAACAUCAUCAGGCGAAACGAUGGCAUCGUUCCAAGAGAUCGAUCAGCACGCCGCGCCAUGUCGAGGCUCUUGUCGUCGCUGACACAACGAUGAUGGCUUUUCACCAGGACGGCGACGUGGAGACCUAUCUCCUGACCAUCAUGAACAUGGUGUCCGCGCUCUACCUCGACCCAACCAUCGGCAAUUUCAUCAACAUUGUCGUGGUCAGAAUUAUUCUCGUCGAGGAGGAGGACGCGGAGCAAGGACUGGACAUCGCGGUGAACGCCGAUAAGACCCUAUACAAUUUCUGCAAAUGGCAGCAGAAGCUAAAUCCCAGCGACGACUCGCACCCGAAUCACCAUGACGUGGCGAUUCUCGUGACGAGAGAGGACAUUUGUUCGCGUGCGAAUACUCCUUGCAGUACACUGGGAGUGGCGCACGUCGCCGGCAUGUGUCAACCGGACCGCAGCUGCAGUGUCAACGAGGACAAUGGGAUCACGUUGGCGCACACGAUCACGCACGAAUUGGGACACAAUUUCGGAAUGUACCACGACACGGAGAAAAUCGGCUGCAGUAAACGCGAAGGCGACACCCUGCACGUGAUGACGCCAACCUUUGAGGUAGACGCUAUUGGAGUGGCGUGGUCUCGAUGCUCCAGGAGAGACAUCACGAAUUUUUUAGACCAGGGAAAAGGCGAUUGUUUGGAAGACGAGCCGGCGGGUAACGAUUACGCGUAUCCGGAUUUGCCACCCGGCGCAAUGUAUAACGCUGAACACCAAUGCAGGCUGCAGUUUGGCGUAAGGGAAGCUUUUGUCUGCUCCCCUUUGCAAGAGAUCUGCUCGAAACUAUGGUGCAUCGUGGACGGCACCUGCACUACCAUGCUGCAUCCGGCAGCUCCAGGAACGCAUUGUGGGAAACACAUGUGGUGUCAAAAUCAGGAAUGCGUACCCAUCGUCGAUCGACCGCGGCAAAUCGACGGCGGUUGGGGCGAGUGGGGCUCGUGGAGCGAGUGCUCGAGAACUUGCGGCGCCGGGGUCUCGAUUGUCGAGAGGAAGUGCGACCAUCCGGAGCCCGCACACGGCGGAAAGUUCUGCAUAGGCGAGAGGCGCCGCUACAAAAUCUGUAACACGCAACCCUGUCCGGAAGGCAUACCGAGUUUCCGCGCCGAGCAAUGCAGCAACUACGACGGCAAAGAGUACAAGGGAAAGAACUAUACCUGGCUGCCGUACUUCGACCAAACGGAACCUUGCGAGCUUUAUUGCACCGAUACAGAUGAAAGCGUAAUCGUACCUUGGGGAGAGGCUGCUCUUGACGGUACUCCAUGCAACGUUGGUACCAGGGACAUGUGCAUCGCCGGUAUAUGCAGGAAAGUCGGUUGCGAUUGGAUGGUGGAUUCCGAUGCUACGGAAGAUCGUUGCGGUAUUUGUCACGGUGAUGGUACUCAGUGCGAAACUACCAGCGGCGUUUACGACAAAAACGACGGUCCCGGAUACAAGGAAGUUGUUAUCAUACCGUCCGGCUCUCGAAACAUAAAAAUCGAGGAGGUCGGGAAUAGCAAGAAUUACAUCGGCAUCGGCGUGCCGAAUUCUGACAAGUAUUUCCUCAAUGGAAAACGGCAGAUCACUUUAGCGGGCGAAUACGAAGUCGCCGGGACACCAGCUUUGUACGAACGUGAACGGGACAGAGAGAAGAUCAGGAUCCCAGGUCCUAUUAAAGAAGAUAUCGCGGUCUAUUUAAUUUACAGAGGUCAAUAUCGUAACUUCGGACUACGUUAUGAAUAUACCGUGCCGAAAAAAGAGCCCGAUCGGGCUCCGGAGUACUCGUGGGUAUCCUCCGAUUGGACCCUCUGCACAGUCACCUGCGGUGGCGGUACUCAGGCUUCGCACGCGGUCUGUCACGAAAGAAAAAGCGGCAUCGUCGAGGACCACUUCUGCGACGGCAUAGAAAAGCCGGAGCCGAAGUCGCGCGAAUGCAAUUCGAAUCCAUGCCCUGCGAGGUGGUGGGUUGGUCCGUGGCAAAUGUGCCCUGUUACGUGUGGCGAUGGUGCGCUACGCAAGAGAUCGGUGAUGUGUGUGUUCUCUGGCGUGGGUACCGAUCGAUCAGAUUUGGCCCUGCCCGAUCGCGACUGCGACAAGCACACGCGGCCAGAAGAAAUGGAACCGUGCCCUGAUCUACCGCCGUGCGGCCCCACUUCGGAGGUACCGUUGAUCGUGUACACCGACAACAAGGACACGUCGUUCUACAACAUCAGCCUGAACGAGCAGGACGGUAUUACGAUAGUCGACGGCCUUACCACCGAGGAACCGGAGAUCCUCGAAUUCGACAAUGUCGUCGACGAGAACCCGGACAAUUCCAUGUACAAUACCAAGUCAAAGUGGACAGUAUCGAAAUGGAGUCAUUGUUCGAACGGUAAGAGGAGUAGAAAGGUCACCUGCUCCGUCCCGGGCGAUUGUAAUCCGAAUAACAAGCCGCCCAGUGUCGAGGACUGCUACAGCGGAAAAUGGAUUACCGGAAAUUGGGGAAGUUGCAACGCAACUUGUCUCGUGAAGUCCGGAGUUAAACAUAGAGAAGUACAGUGUCGCGAUCGCGUGACGGACUUGUUAUCAAAUGAUUGCAAUCUCGACAGACGACCAUUUGAUACAAAGCGUUGUUAUUACCGACGGCAGUGCGCCAGCGAGAAAAAUGAUUGCAAGGAUAGCAUGGUUCCAUCGUGUGCAAACUACAGACGUAUGUGUGAUGUAUCGUCGAUCGUACGAGAAAAGUGUUGCGCCACGUGCACAAAACGACGGCGACACGUCCGUCACAACAGACGACACAUCUUUGCCGAUUAACAAAAUAAAGGGCUGAAAAGUUAAGAGUGCAAAAGUGUUUUGAAAAUAAAUCCUUGCAACGGACAACACAUCCGUCCUGUUUUAUCCAUAUUAUCCGAAUUAAGAUAAAAGCGUGGUGGAAAAUUUCACGUUUAUUUCACAUGUGACAACGAAAAGAUGGAAAAAUAUAUGACAGAGGUGAUAUUACGAGAUUAUAUUUGUAACUUUCUACUACCGCGUUUAUAUAUAUGUAUAUUUUGUAUCAA